AUGCGGCCAACACUUCGAGCGCUUGCGCGCUACCUCGAACCCGGUACGCCCACUGGGCUAACGGGUCUGUGGACGCACGCCACCCCCCGAUCGACGCUCCUCUUCCUCUACGGCAGCACCCUCCACAAGCUGCAAUCGCUGCCGGCGACGUCCCUGUACCGCCAGUCGGUCGAAGCCACAACUAAGCACCGGAUGGCGCUGGUCGAGCAGUACACGCCGCCCGGCUACGAGGCGUGGGCGGCCAAGGCGCGCGAGCUGGUCAAGAACAACGCCGAGCAGUUCCGCGUGGCUAGCGGCCGUGUCGACGGCAGCGAAGCCCGCACCGUCAAGCUGGGCGACCGCAUUUUUGUCGUCGGGUCGAGGCACCUUCCCGGCGACGAGCGCACUGAGGAGUGGGACGGCGAGGAGAAUGAGGGCGGUGAGCUCGAGGGCAUCCGCUCCCCGGCCGAGCGCGCCGACGUGGCCGUCUGGGCUGAGCGCAAACCCCUGGAGGAUCACGAGAAGAUUGAAUGGGAGGAUGAGCCUCAGCUGACGGCGGAUCAGAUACAUGAACUCGAGCAAAAGCUCGGUGCUGGUCUCAUUGAGGAGGUUAUCGAGGUUGCCGAGGGCGAAUUGAAGAUUAUUGAGGUCAUGGAAAAGGCCAAGGUUUGGGAAGACCUCGAGGAGAAGCCCGUCGAUGGCCAGUGGACAUACUUUGACCGACCCUGA
Molecule: messenger RNA, 708 nt
Organism: Beauveria bassiana ARSEF 2860
Lineage: Eukaryota; Fungi; Ascomycota; Sordariomycetes; Hypocreales; Cordycipitaceae
Product: NADH-ubiquinone oxidoreductase 29.9 kDa subunit
Exons: 3
Coding region: 1-708 (235 amino acids)
Biological process (GO): respiratory electron transport chain
Source: RefSeq, a predicted model, not a curated record